Molecule: messenger RNA, 3783 nt
Organism: Caenorhabditis auriculariae
Lineage: Eukaryota; Metazoa; Nematoda; Chromadorea; Rhabditida; Rhabditidae
Source: the annotation of a GenBank genome assembly
AUGUUGGAAAAAGACGAAAAUGGACAGUCCGGGGUGAUAACAAAUAACGGGGAGGCUCGGGCCCGCCCUCGAAACGCCUUCUGAUAACGGCUCUUCAUGUAUUUUACCGCGAGCCCCUCUGUCCUCCCCCGUCUUUUCCCUUUUUCUUUUCCCGAUAAGACUAUACGAAAUUCAAUUAAAAGUUUUUUCAGAUGUCUUUUUCAAUCGAGCCAGACUCCCAAGGUCCUUCUUCAAGUUCGGUUAGUUUGCUCAUUAGUUCUUGAAAUAUUAUUGAAGUUUCCAGCCACUGAGCGAAUCUUCAUCGCCUCCCAACUUGCAAGAAAUCCUUCAGAAUCUCUCAAUGAGCAAUCCUAAUGGUAAUUCCUACUUAUUUUAAAACUUACAAAUCAUUUUGAGGUGUCCCAAUGAUGCAAAACUUCAUGCCUCCGCAGAAUCCACUGGCGAUGCCACCGUUGGCUUUCAACCCGUUCCUCAUGCUCAACCCUAUGAUCAAUCAUCAGCUUCUUCAACAGGUAGAAAACUGGUGUAUAUUCUUAGUUUGAGAUUCAGAAUGAUGAAGCUGAGGUCUAGAAGAUACUGGGUAGGAAGAAGGAUUUUGAUGAGAUUUUCGGUUUCAUCAGAAGUUUUUUGAGUUCCAUCCUUUUGAAGACAAAAGUCUUAAAGACUUUAAGUGAGUAAAACUUUUUUAACAGAUCUAUUAGAUAAAAUCGGGCUGACAUUCGGGAUAAGUAGGAAAAUUCCCAUCUGGUUGAGAUAGUCUUAUCAAAAAACUAGACUGCGACCAAAGACCAUUUAUGAUAAGUCUGACGAAGCCAAGAAGUAGAAGUAGUACAAAUAGGUCCAGACAAACUAAAACAAGUCUUAGAAGAAAUAUAGGUCCAGUAAAACAAAGAAAAUCAGAGGAACCCAGAAUCUUCAGCCAAACUGAUGCAGCGGAACUGGACCAAGUUGGAUAGGAACUUCUAGCCAAACCCAUACAACGAAUCUGGGAUCAGAGAAGAAGCCUAGGCUCACAAAAUCAGAAAAUCAGCCGAACCAAUCAUCUUUCGUAGACCUAGGCCAGAGUAACAGAACCCAUGAUCAUAAUCUUUAGCUUUCCACAGCUCUAUUCUCAUGUAAAGUCAACUAACCUUCUAGGAGAUUUUCGAAUAAACAAAAAAAAAAACGGAAAUCCAGUUCAAUUCCUAUCAAAACUGCAAUCUUCAGGUCCUCGCUGCCAUGACACUUAACAGCGGUCUCGCUGGCUCUUCGAGUUCCUUGGAAGAGCCUCCAAAGGUCCGUCGUGACCAUCGCUUCGAGAUGAAGAAGUCGGCGUCGCUGGACUGCGACGACGCGCCUUACGACAACAUGGGUGACGUCAUCAUCCCCAGCAGCGACAAAGAAGGUAAGAUUCUGAAGGGCUUCUCGAUGAAAACUGAAGACUUCAGGUUGGUGCCGUAACAAGAAGUACAUCGAGAAGACGGAGACUGGAUUCAUGUGCACGGUCUGCAAGAAGGUGUACGGUCGGUACAACUCGGUGUCCUACCACGUCACCAUCUACCACCGUAACCCGCCGAUCAGGUGGGUAUUGACUCCUUUCACUUUCAACGAAAAUUAUGAAAUUUGGUGGAACGUUUCGAGUUAACACUUAAACAUUUCUUAAGUGAUCACUAGAACACUAGAAGAUGGAACCACUUACUGAAAGAUUCUUUCUUUGCAAGUAAGGCCUUGAGAGGCGCUAAAAUCAUUUUGUGAUCCCCGGAUUGGCUCAGAAAAGCGUGGAAGAUUUCUAUAGGAAAUAGAGCUCUUUGACCCUCUUAUUUCCUCAUUCUACUUCUUUAAUAGUGCUGAGAUCUUCAUUAAGCCAUAAUUGAAUGGUCUAUACUGGAGAUUCACGGAAAAUCUUCAGAUGUACCAUGCCGAACUGUCAAUUCACCACGCGCGAGGCUCGUUACAUCCACUUCCACAAGUACUAUCGGCACGGGAUUCCGCUGCCGCAGAGCAUCGACCAAGGUCUGCACUUUUUAUCAAUUCGUACUUUGAAACCGAAAGUUUCAGGCUCACGCAAGUGUCCGCACUGUCGACACGUCUCCAAGAGCCCCGCCAUGCUCGAGAAGCACAUCCGAAGGCAUCAGAUCAAGUAAGAAUGAAGAAUAAACGCAGCGAAGAAAAAAAAUUAGACGCUACCUGUAGCGAUGAAAAACUAAGAAAAAAAGCUUUACAAUUUUUUUGAUUCGAGAAGAGAGGCAAGAAUGGGUCGGAAUCGGUUUGUUUUUUUCGAAAAAAAAUGAUAAGAAAAAUUUCAAAGCUUUUUAUUCCUAUAUCUCCAAAACUUCGUUCAAAAAUUGGUACUGCUUUUGACUCUAUUUUAAACGACGACUGCUGAUUUUUGAGAGGUGAAUUUUGAUAAAACUGAAAAAAGCCCGUAAUUUUUUUUAAACCUUUCAGCACAAUAACAUUUUGGCUUCUUUUCAAUCGUUGAUUAAAAUUUUGAAAGAAGUAUAGCCGGGUUUUGGGUCUUGAAGCGUAGAGUUGUCUCCGGGCUUGUUUUAGGUUUCAAAAAGGUUUCGCAGUUUUUUUUUAAACAUGUAAGUUUUAAAUGUAUCUAAAAAGCGUUACAAAUUUCAAAAAAAUAAUCCAAAAGUAUCUAUUCCUACUUUUUAACAUUGUCGCUUUCCCGACUACUACUCUCAAGUCUUUAUCACCAAAAUCUACUUGGAGUUGACCACGAGUAUCGAUUUUCCAUAGAGGGCUAUCUUUUAUUUUUGCGCCCCGUGGUCACAUGCCGCGCUUUUUAUCAGCCUUUCUCUUUCGUUUCUUUAUCACUUGGAGCUGGCUCGCGGCGUUUCGCAAAGAAAUUUCAAGUACACAUAUACCGUAGUCAUGGAAAUUUCGCGAGUUGUUUCCCAAGAACGUUGGGAGCUGAGUCAUUUUGCAAAAAAAGUGAAUAACAAUUCCAAAAAAAUGUUUUGUACUAUUUAAAGUAGAAAAACUUAACAAGUUCGUGUUACCUGGGAUUUUCAAAGUGCUGAAUCAUCCAAAAAUUGAAUAGCAAAUGAAUUUGCACUAAAAUCUUAACCAAAGAUGAACUUUCGGUCUGCUUAGCUCAAAGUAGAAGUUUGCCUGUUUCUCAAGCUUUCUGAGGACCUGAGUCAUCCAAAAAUGAAUGAAAAGUCGAUUUGCACUAUAAGAUUUUAAUUAGUUCACCUUAAAUGUCUGUCCUAAGAAACAUCAGAGAUGAUUCACCUUGAAAUUUCAAUCAAGGCUCCUAAAGUAUGAAGUUCCUAUUAGGUUUAAAGGCGAUGAAGCGGAAACACUACAAAAUUUUUGAUUAAUUUUGAGAAAAGUACAGAAAAUUGAGGAAAAAUAUUGGACUUUAAGGGAUUAUUUGUUUUUGUUUCUCAGUGAUGAUGAUGCGUAUCUACAAUGUUAUAAAAAAAUAGGAAAAACAAAUUCCUGAGUGGACUAUUCAAAAAAAAAUUUUUUUGAGUUAAUCAGCUUCUGAUGGUUGUAAACUUGAUUGAAUAAAGUCCACCGAGUCUUAAAAGCCUUUUAUUGGCUAGAUACAUCUCACAGAAGCAAAAAAGCUUUUUUUUAAAGAUUAAUUUUCCACAAAAAAAAAAAACCAAUUUCGUGCGUUUUAGGGAAGAAUCGCAAGAAGAGAUGACCGAGGCGGCAAACGUCCUGGCGGUCGACGAGGAGAUGGACAGUCGCGACCGGACAGUUUCGAUUUGCGACGAGCCGAUGGACGAAGACGUCGACGUCGACGUCGUCGAGACCAAACCGCGCUCCUCAACUCUUUGA